CGAACCUCCUACAGUUAGUAUCUGCGAUGGCCGCAUCCUCGGCAUAUUUGACAGAUCAAACAAAGCGCUUCCUCAAGGCUGUCGGCUCGAGCGUGCCCAAAGACAAGGUCAUUGAGAUAACCGAGUUCGCGAAGAGUGCUGAUGUGCUGGAUUUUUACAAAGAAAAGCCACAUACACCAUUCUGGUACAUGAGGCUGAAGAAAGAGGGCCAGGAGGACGCGCCGCAUGUGGGAAGCAUUGCAGACGCUUGGGUCGAAGACGAAGAGAACAUCCAGAGAGCCGCGGAACAUGUACAGCGCCCCUUGAAACCAGCACAUCGGUCCCUAGUGCGUGCAUUCGGCAUAUAUCAGUUCAAAGCCCGCAAGGACGGAUGGAUGUGGGCGGAUCCGAGCACAGAUAGCGAUCCGCAGACGCUGGUAUGCGUUGCGCUUGACAACCUGGGACUCGAGAAUGGUUUCUUCAUGGAUCUGGAUUCAGGGCAAGAUGUAUGCAUUGAUGGGAAUGACAAGAUACUGGUCCCGCCAACUGGCGGAGGAUUAGCGAUUUUGUUCUGGGUCGAUAUCUGAUAAAGAUACAAUGCAACUCAGCAGACAGCAUUACCGUCACGAUCCGGAAUACUGCCACGGGUUGGCGCAGAAAAGAUGGGAGUGUCGAUAGCCAAGGAGCUCGCUUAUACGAUCAAUCCUGUCGAGAACGUAAGCGACGAACAGACAGUUAUUCCAGAAGGUGGCUCACGCAAAAUCCUGCCCUAUGAUGUGUUGCACAAGCUUCGGGACGAAUAACGGAGUCCAUGGAUAGCAUUCCGGCAAAGUAGUGAAUGCUUGCGUUCCGAUCGAUUCCUUAAAGACUCGGAGGCUGCUGUUGCUUGCGCACGAGAGCUGAUAGAAGAAUGUCAAGGGCCGAUUCCCUACCGAUUUGUCAAUUCUGCCCCGAGAGGAAUCAGUACUUGACUCACACAAGAGAAAAAGCUCGCAGGCCCGAAGACCCCAACCUUCUAGGUACAGGGCAUCGAGGAGUUCGUUGGCAUAACGGGCACAUUUGAGGAUAUCCUCCGCACGCCUCUGCGACGUGUCGCUCCCAACGCAUAUGCGUACAACAUCCAAGACAGGCCAUUCCACCCCCGAUUGAUGCAGCACAUAGCACGCCGAAAGCACGAGGAACUUCUGAAAGUUGGCUAGCUUUAAAGCGAUCGAAGCCGUGGUUCCUCGCCGCACGGCUGCCAGCGCAUACAUCUUCAAGCGAUCGUAGGCGAGUGAGGGCACACUGCGCGGCGCUGGUUCGUGAUUAGGUACAGCUGGAAGUCGUUCAUCGGUGGCCAUGAGAUAUGCUGCAGCCUCCCCAUUGCACAUGGCAUCAUAUAUCCCCUCCUCUUUCAGUACCUUGUACCAUACUUUUGCCUCUGGCGUCUCUUCCACCAAAGCGAUCGCAUUCUUCUUCCAACGUGAGAUCGCACUCUUCCGUCGCACUGGAUUCAGCUUCCGAGAUUGAGGGUCCAGUGCAACAAAUUCUAAUGUACCAUAAUGCUUCGAUCGGGUUCCAUGAUUUGAAGUUGACGGCCCCCCGCCGUCUGAGGUCCUUCGCCUCGUUCGCUCUCUUGCGACCGACUCUCCAUUGGCCUUGAAUGCUGAAUUUGAUCUGUAUGACAACACUAGUCCUUCCAGAUACGACACAUAGUCCUCAGAUGAGCCGCGAAAAUUGUCGAUUCGUGCGAUCAUGCCAGCAAUAUCUGUUGAAGAG
Cercospora beticola is the source of this 1737-nucleotide messenger RNA. RefSeq lists its product as uncharacterized. Lineage: Eukaryota; Fungi; Ascomycota; Dothideomycetes; Mycosphaerellales; Mycosphaerellaceae. The record is from RefSeq and is a predicted model, not a curated record.